AGGAAAGCGCUCCCUGAUCGCUGCCGGGAGGGCGCGGCCUUGGGAAACAGCUGUUUCUCCAUCGGAAUCCUUUUAAUUCCUCCCACCCCAAACCCUAUUUGGACACGUCCCUUUAUCGAGCGAAUCCCAUUUGGAGCCUAAGAGUCGUUGCAUCUGUGGGAAAAGCCUUUGGGGAGAGGCAGUGUUUGUGGCCUCAUCCUGUGCUCCAGCCUCGCAGCUGCUCAGCAGAGCCUCCUUGCUGGGAACUCCUCCAGUGUGGGAUAUCGGGUGGCUCUCGGCCGCCUCUCUCCUUCCUCACAUGAGGCAGCGGUGACAAAUUCCACCAUGUGGUGUGAAAUAGUGUCCCUUCUCCGCUCCCUGGGCAGCGCUCUCGUGUCCUACUUCGAUGCUAAGAAGAAAAGAAAGGUGGCAGAGAUUUACCAGGCUCUGAACAGUGACCCCAUCGACGUGGCGGCGCUGAGGCGGAUGGCGAUCAGCGAGGGCGGGCUCCUCACGGACGAGAUCCGGUGCAAAGUGUGGCCAAAGCUGCUCAGUGUCAACACAGACGACCUGCCCCCUCUUCCAGCAGGGAAGGAGCUGCGAGAGGACAACAAGGAUUACCAGCAAGUGUUACUGGACGUGCGGCGAUCCCUGCGCCGCUUCCCGCCAGGGAUGCCAGAUGACCAGAGGGAAGGACUGCAGGAGGAGCUCAUCGAUAUCAUCCUCCACGUCCUCAAGCGGAACCCCCAGCUGCACUACUACCAGGGCUACCAUGACAUCGUGGUCACCUUCCUCCUGGUGGUGGGGGACAGGCUGGCCACGGCGCUGGUGGAAAAGCUCUCAACGCAUCAUCUCAGGGAUUUUAUGGACCCAACGAUGGAUAAUACCAAGCACAUUUUAAAUUACCUGAUGCCCAUCAUAGACCAGGUGAACCCUGAGGUGCACGACUUCAUGCAGAGUGCGGAGGUGGGAACCAUCUUUGCUCUCAGCUGGCUGAUCACCUGGUUUGGACACGUUUUGUCUGACUUCCGGCACGUCGUGCGAUUAUAUGACUUCUUCCUGGCUUGCCACCCGCUGAUGCCCAUUUAUUUUGCUGCUGUGAUCGUGCUGCACAGGCAGCAGGAAGUUCUGGAGUGCGAGUGUGACAUGGCCUCUGUCCACCACCUCCUGUCCCAGAUCCCACAGGACCUUCCUUACGAGUCUCUGAUCAGCAAAGCUGGAGACCUUUUUGUCCAGUUCCCACCAUCUGAACUCGCCAAGGAGGCAGCUCAGCAGCAGGCGGAACGAACUGCGGCUUCCACUUUUAAGGACUUUGAGUUGGCAUCAGUGCAGCAGAGACCAGACACUGUGUUGAGGCAGCGCUUCAGGGAGCGGCUCCGAGGGGAGGAGCGGCUCCGAGGGGAGGAGCGGACAAAAUCCAUCUUGACAAAGCCCCGGACCAACCGCUUUGUCAAGCUGGCAGUGAUGGGGCUGACGGUGGCGCUGGGAGCAGCUGCCCUGGCUGUGGUGAAGAGUGCACUGGAGUGGGCACCCAAGUUUGAACUGCAGAUUUUCCCCUGAAUCCAGAGGAAUGGCCUUCCCUGUCACGACGUCCUUCCCUGGUGGGGAGGGCUGAUGUUUGAUGGGAGGACAUGUCCGGAAACGACCUGCCUGAAGAUUAUUUUUUAUUCUUGCUGCGUCCAGUGACGCUUUUGGCCUUUGUGACAGAGACUGAGGGAACCAGCCUGGCAGGACGGUUCCCCACACCGUGCUCACCUUGUUCCCCUCUCCCCGUGCAGGGGUGAGCAGACAGGCACUGCCGCCGACCCGGGAAGAACCGGAGGUACGGACAAGUCUGGCUGUUCAGGCUGUGCUCAGGUGACUGUACAAAGGGAGAGCUGUGUGUGGGCUGUGCCGAAAUGAUCCUGUGUUCUCCACUGGGGAAAAUUAGUGGGAGUGAGAACCUGCAAGAGAGUGUCCCAGCAGGGUUUGGCCUGGCUGUGUGCAUGUGUGGGGUUGAAGGGCUGUUGCACUGGUGAGGAACAGGGCAGCCCUUCGGCUCCUCAUUGCUCCAGCGUGCUCUGCGAUCUGCCUUCAGCUUUGCUGGUGCUCCAGCCCUUCCCUGUCCUGUAGGCACCCUCUGAGUAGAGCCCAACCUUUCACACACCCCCGUCAGCGCCACGCCAUGAGCUUCUCUCCAGUGUGUAACACUCCCUGGCUCUUUUUGCUUCCUCAUCUUUGCAGCCUGAUCUGUUUAUGGGAGAGGAGGGCAGGGGACAGGAGCAGACCUUAGCUCAGCUCUUGGGCACUGCUGCUCCUGUGCUGGCAGUACCAUGAUCUUAUCUGGGGUCAGUGAGGUGAGGCACAAGUGUGCUUGCCCUGCCAAGGCUGUGUGUUGUCAUGUGCUAGGUCACAUCACCACAAGUCUUAGUGGUACUGUGGACACAUAUUGCAGACUUCUUUACCAGCUCUGGAAGUGGGCACUAACAUGGAGAAAGGCUUUUUCCACCUUGUGAAACACUUAGCACAGGACAGAAGUCAUUGCAGUAGGAAAUGUGUCAUAAACCUCCCCCACAAGUUGAUCAGGCUUCAGCAUCACAGCCCCGUUGGGAGUCCCAGCACUCCCUGCCCUCCAAGCUAAGCAGCAAAUCCUCCUAGAGAACUUGGUGUCCCACUGAGACAAAGCCAAUAGACACUAUAUGCCUCUACCUCUCCCCCGAGCUGCUAAACCUCCCUCAAGUGCCCUUACCUGCCUCUCACAGCUCCCUCCCGCUUCCCCAUCACUGCUCUGUUGUGCCCAAAGCCAUCUGUGCCGUGCCCAGGGGCUGCACACCUGAAAAGGAGGUGUUGGUUGAAGAGUUAAGGAUUUAGGGAUGGAGAAGGAAACUCAUGCCCUGCAAAGCUCAGCACCCCCCUGUCCCACCCCACUGCCUGUUGGCCCAUAACUGCCCUGGGUAUGUUCUGGUUUGCCCCGUGAGCCCUCACUCAUGGAGGGGCCGUGCCUUUCUGGCCAGAGGGCAGGUGUGCAGUCGUCAUUCCUGACCUGUGUUCCCAUGAGGCUCUGAGCAGGAGUUCUCUUGCAGAACUUGCAGUUCUCUGUAGGUGAAAUCUGGAGGGUAUAAAUCUGCCCUUGUCCAGGCAGGGCAGCAAGGCCUGUUCCUUCCUCUCCUCUCUGGUGCCAGUGCCCAUGGAGAGAGCCAGGGCUGGUCAUGGGGCUCCUCACGGCGUGGCUGAAGGCAGAGCCCAUUCUUGGCCCCUCAGCACCCCCUGGAACACCAGAGCAGGACAGUGGGCUGGGUCACUUAGCACUUUAGAAACCGGUGGUGCAGGAGAGUGUGGUGACCUGGGGGUGCUGCUGGAAGGCCCAAGACCCCUCUGUACACUGCCCCAAAGGAGGGGAUGGCUGGACCCCCCGGGGGUAGCCCCUGCAGCCCCUCCACUCCCUGGCCAUGAUGCACUUUAGUUCUUGUGUUGUCCCCGGGGGAGGAAGGGCCUGGGAGGAGACAGUCGCUGUGGGUGCUUCACUUAACUCUGUACAAAGACUUACACACCCCCUGUAAAUGCGGAUUUCUACAAACCCUGAAACUGUAAAAUAAACAGUUACUAAACACA
This is a messenger RNA of Corapipo altera (White-ruffed manakin), 3570 nucleotides long. RefSeq names its product TBC1 domain family member 20 (gene TBC1D20). The record is from RefSeq and is a predicted model, not a curated record. The transcript is spliced from 8 exons. NCBI's taxonomy places the organism in Eukaryota, Metazoa, Chordata, Aves, Passeriformes, Pipridae. The coding region runs from base 325 to 1539 and encodes 404 amino acids. Gene Ontology annotation, cellular component: endoplasmic reticulum membrane. Gene Ontology annotation, molecular function: GTPase activator activity. Gene Ontology annotation, biological process: endoplasmic reticulum to Golgi vesicle-mediated transport; positive regulation of GTPase activity.